This is a messenger RNA of Adineta steineri, 1476 nucleotides long. NCBI's taxonomy places the organism in Eukaryota, Metazoa, Rotifera, Eurotatoria, Adinetida, Adinetidae. The record is from the annotation of a GenBank genome assembly.
AUGUUUCGUCAUAAAGAUCAUUCAAGACAUAAUAUAACUCUUGAUACUCCUGAUACGCCUUAUUCGAAAUCAUAUGCCAUCGUUGUAUCAUCAACAACAUUAAAUGAUAAUAAUUGGAAUAGUGUUGUUAGUUUUUUAUUUGAUCGUCAUUCUAAUGCUACUCUAUUAGUUUAUUCAAAUAAUGAUGUUAAAACAAUUCAUUCAGAUUUAAAAGCAGCAAUGCCACGUUAUGUUGCAUUUGUUUGUCAACCAGAUGAAUGUGGACGAACAUUUGUUGCUAAAUGUCAUCGUUUAAUGCGUACACUUGAUAAUGAUCCAUAUAUUGAUGCAAUGUGGGCAAUAAUAACUGGUUCUGAUGCUGAAUCAGCAAUAAAAUCAAUUGAUAAUGAAUCUAUACCACAACCGUUUAUUAUUCGACGAGCAAUAAAUUUUACGAAUGUUGAUCAAAAUUUAUUUGAAUCAUGUUUUACAUUUUCGGAUGCAAAAAGAAAUUGUUGGUCUGGAAAAAAUUGUGGUUUAGAUGAUGCAAGUGGAGAAGAAAAAGAUGAAGGUGAUGAAUAUCCAAAAGCACCAGCAGAAAUAUUUGCAGAGAAAUUAAAUGAAAUGGAACCUGAUCUUUUAGUAACAAGUGGUCAUGGAGGUGAACAAUAUGUUGAAAUGCCUUGGUCUGUAGGUAAAUUACAAGUGGAAGAAUCAGGUCUUGUUCCUCUUGAUGAAAAUUCUGAACCUGCAGCACCAAUUAUUGAAUCAUCGAAUAAUCCGAAAAUAUUUUUACCCAUUGCUAAUUGCCUUGUCGGUCAUUGUAAUGGAUCUCAAUGUAUGGUAACAACAUUUCUUGGUCGUAUGGGUGUUCGACAAAUGUGUGGUUAUACAGUUCGAACUUGGUUUGGUCGUGCUGGAUGGGGAACACUUGAUCUUUGGAAAAGUGUACCUGGUCGAUUAACUUUAUCCGAUGCUUAUUUUUUACAUCAAGCACGUAUGACAUAUGAUAUAAAAUCAAUUAAUCCUCGAUUACUUGAUUUUAAAUUUGAAUUUUCUGACGAUCCAGAUUAUGAAACUGUUGUUAAUCAACUUGAGAAACAAUAUCAUUUAAAUCAUGAGAAAAUUGAUGACAAAGUACGUGAAGAAAUCUAUGGUUUAUGUUAUGAUCAUGAUACAUUUGUUUUUUAUGGUGAUCCAGCUUUUCUAGCAAAUUUACAAGAAAAUUCAAUUGAAAAUCUUUUAACAACAAAAUUUCAUCGUACAGGAAAAACUACACAUCAAUUUAUAAUUGAAUAUAAAGAUGUUGAAACUGCACAAAAUUAUAAAUUACCUAUUGGUAGUAUAUUUACAAAUCGUAUUGAACAUUUCAAUAUUAUUAAUGGUUUUGAAUAUGUUCCAAUUUUAUCGGAUAAUUUUCUUAUGAUACUCAAACCAAAUCCUCGUGAUAAAGAAAGUACAAUAAUAAAAAUUGAUUUUCGUGGAACAUUAAUAUAA